Molecule: messenger RNA, 1434 nt
Organism: Zerene cesonia (dogface butterfly)
Lineage: Eukaryota; Metazoa; Arthropoda; Insecta; Lepidoptera; Pieridae
Product: retinol dehydrogenase 12-like
Exons: 6
Coding region: 152-1126 (324 amino acids)
Source: RefSeq, a predicted model, not a curated record
AUCAUUAAUAUAUUUCUAGGUCUGCUUUAGCAUGGUGUAGCUAUAAGUUCAGAAUAUGAUACUGUUUGCAAUUUAAUACUGAUUAAUUAUUACCUUCGAUCAAUUAUUAUUGAUUACACAUUAUCUCUAUUGAUUCUACGUUUUUCACAAUAUGGAUUACCUAAGUGGUUGGUGUAAAAGCAAGAGGAGACUAGAUGGAUACACGGUUAUCAUCACAGGUUGUAAUACGGGAAUUGGAAAGGAAACCGCCUUGGAUCUUUAUAAAAGAGGAGCUAAAAUAAUAAUGGCAUGUCGUAACACUGACAAGGCAGAAGAAGCCAAAGCGGAUAUCGUCAAGAAAUGCGAAUCUGAGAGAGAAACUGGAUCAUUAAUAAUUGAAAAAUUAGAUUUAUCAAGUCUCAAGUCAGUAAGAGAGUGCGCUUUCAGAAUACUGGCGAAAGAAGAUAAAAUAAACAUUUUAAUAAACAAUGCUGGUAUCAUGAUGAUACCGAAAGGCCGGACCGAAGAUGGGUUUGAGACACAGAUAGGAACUAAUCAUUUUGGUCAUGCUAUGUUCACAUUCCUAUUAUUACCUCGUAUUAUAAAAAGUGCACCGGCAAGAAUUGUGAAUGUCGCGUCUCUAGCGCAUUUUGUCUCAAACGUGAAUCCUAAUGAUAUUAAUCUGGAUCGAACUUGGUACGGAUCAGUAAAGGCUUACGGUAGAAGCAAGUCAGCUAAUAUUUUAUUCGCAAGAGCAAUUCAUCUUAAAUUAAGGGAACGGAACAUCAAUGAUGUUAAUACAUACAGCUUACAUCCAGGUGUGGUACGCACAGAUAUAGGAAGAAAUUUACAUAGAGGAAUAAUUUUUGGUGCGACUUGGGUAUUUAAUAAUAUUAUAAGCGUUUUUAUAAAGUCGCCUCAAUGUGGCGCACAAACUACUAUUUAUUGUGCGAUAGACGAAGAAUGCGCAAACGAAAGUGGACUUUAUUACAGUGAUUGUUCAAAAGCAAGGAGAUCGAGGCAAUGCCGUAAUGAUACAGAAGCUUUGAAAUUAUGGGACGUGACUAUUGAAAAAUUAAACCUCCAGAAAUAUGACCCUUUGGGUGAAGUUGAUCCAACUGAAGAAAUAUUUAUUCAAAAAAUCUAACUGUUUUAACAUUUAUAUCAUAUAACGAUCUAGAUAAAUAAAAUGUAAAUUUUACAUACAUCUCUAUUGUUAAAAUAUUUUGUAGAAGACAAUCGUAUCUAUGUAAAAACACCACUAUCAAUUACCAGACACCAAUUAUGUAAACCUUGACCUUUAGACAACUUGAGGUCAUUAUAAAUAUAAUUAUUAUAUACGUAAGAUGGGUGUGCAAUGGAAGGUCACACUAACGAGAAAAAAAUUCUUAUUUAUUUCAUAAAUGGAUAUAUGAAGGAAAAAUGAUUAAGUAGAUACCACUUUAUUUUGUUAUA